Musa acuminata AAA Group (dessert banana) is the source of this 996-nucleotide messenger RNA. Its product is annotated as vacuolar iron transporter homolog 2-like. Bases 169 to 879 code for a protein of 236 amino acids. Gene Ontology annotation, cellular component: membrane. Lineage: Eukaryota; Viridiplantae; Streptophyta; Magnoliopsida; Zingiberales; Musaceae. The record is from RefSeq and is a predicted model, not a curated record. Gene Ontology annotation, biological process: intracellular manganese ion homeostasis. The transcript has a single exon. Gene Ontology annotation, molecular function: iron ion transmembrane transporter activity; manganese ion transmembrane transporter activity.
GGCCAUACGCAACUCCACUUAGGUGACGCUCCAUGGCCACCUUUCCUCUCUCUGCCGUAGUAAAAAGGUGUUUAGCCACUUUACCUAUAAAUUGGAGCUCAAUGGCGUGUGCCCAACGCGCUUCCCCAUCCCUCCCUCGUCUCCGUCGAACACUUCGGAACUCCGACGAUGUCGUCCCGUCUUAGCUCUCAAGUUCAUGCAAACGCCUCGCCGGAAGUUUCCAAUGACCCAUGCGUGCGGAUCAGCAUCCCGUUGCAACCCCAGGAGCCGGAACCGACGCGAGGCGCCGAUGGAUCCGUGGACUACAUGGCCCGGACGCAGUGGCUCCGCGCCGCCGUGCUCGGCUCCAACGACGGCCUCGUGUCGAUCGCUUCCUUGAUGAUCGGAGUGGGCGCGGUGAACCAGAGCGCCAAGGCCAUGCUCGUGUCCGGCCUCGCCGGCCUCGUCGCGGGCGCGUGCAGCAUGGCCAUCGGCGAGUUCGUCUCGGUGCACGCGCAGUACGACAUCGAGGUGGCCGAGAUGGAGAGACGACGCCGGGGGAGCGGGAGCGGGAGCGAGGAGGGGGUCCGGGGGGAGGAGAGCCUGCCGAGUCCGAUGCUGGCGGCGGGGGCCUCGGCGCUGGCGUUCGCGCUGGGGGCUGUGCUGCCGCUGUUGGCGGGCGGAUUCAUCAGAUCAUGGAGCGUCAGAGUGGGGGCGGUCUGUGCCGUGAGCAGCCUGGGCUUGGCUGGGUUUGGUGCAGCAGGAGCAGUCUUGGGUGGUGCUGAUAUCUGGAAGCCUGCUCUUAGGGUUUUGGGGGGAGGAUGGCUGGCCAUGUUGGUCACUUACUGUGUGCUUAGAAUCUUUGGGCUUCUCUUCAACAUGCAGGUCUCCUCAGCUUAGAGUGGCAAGGAAAACAAGGAAUGAAUAAUGUCUUUUGGAGAGUGAAAGCUAUCCAUGAAAUAUGAUCUAUAGAUCUCUCUUCUCUUCAUCUUCUUCUUCCCGAUUAGUAAUGUUUUG